This is a messenger RNA of Penicillium malachiteum, 960 nucleotides long. Its product is annotated as RHO alpha subunit C-terminal catalytic domain-containing protein. Bases 1 to 960 code for a protein of 319 amino acids. Gene Ontology annotation, molecular function: iron ion binding; 2 iron, 2 sulfur cluster binding. The record is from RefSeq and is a predicted model, not a curated record. NCBI's taxonomy places the organism in Eukaryota, Fungi, Ascomycota, Eurotiomycetes, Eurotiales, Aspergillaceae. The transcript has 5 exons.
AUGGCUGAACUCUCGCGCACUCUUCCAGCAUCUUGGUACUGCAGUGAGCCUCUCUAUAAGAUGGAGCGGCGGGCUGUCUUCCUCAAGUCAUGGUACCUACUUGGGCCUGUGACUAGGUUCCAAACAGUGGGAGAGCAUGUCGACUAUGAGAUUGCACAGCAGUCUAUUUAUGCUAUGCGGACCGGAGGAGAGUCUCUAAAUCCGGGUCCAGAGGAUCUGAAGGUGUUCUGCACAAACACAGAUAAGGAGCUUCGUUGCUACGUCACUCCGACGGGACUACUCUUUUCCACCAUAUCUGAAAAAGCACCCAGCUUCCAUGAGUUCUUCCCCGAGCUGGAGGAGCUCCUGGGAAAGGUUGACUUCACUCGAUUGCCAUACCGUCGGAGCAUCAGCUAUGAGGGUCGGUUCAACUGGAAAACUAUGGUCGAUGGAUACCAGGAGUGUUUGCACUGCCAGUAUACCCAUCCUUCGUUUUCCGUCAUCUAUCCGCCCACAUUCUACGCUGUGCACAAUAAGCACAACUUUUCCCAGCAUAUCGCAGAUCCCAAAAAGCCAGAUGACGGGCUCUUCCUCUACUUCUUUCCCAACUGUACGCUGAAUGUGUAUGGGGGUGGGAUGUCCUCAUUCCGUGUUUGUCCUACUGCGGACCCUCAUGUUACGCGCAUGGAAUUCGAUUACUACCAUCUAGCCUCUGGGGAGACAUUCGAGGAAUAUUUCAAGUUUGUCCGCCAAGUGGCCCUAGAGGAUUAUGAGCUCUGUGAAAAGGCCCAGGAUAAUUUAGCCAAAGGUGUCUACCACGAAGGUAUUCUAAAUCCAAACCAGGAAAAUGGAGUCUCUUACUAUCAAAAGCGGGUCUUCGACAUGGUCUUUGAGCAACAUGAAGCUGACAGAAAGAUACCAACUGAGGGGUCCGAAUUAGAUGGACGGACAGGACCAUCUACAGUUGAAACAGCAGCGUAA